AUGGAUAAAAACAUGGAAGAUAAUAAUGACUCAUAUAGUAGCUCGCCCCCACCAUCUGGCCGUUCAGCUCAAUCCCAGGCUGCAGCCCCUGUUAUUAAUGCCGAUGAUCCUGACGCAUAUGUCAAGAAGCUGCAAUGGAACUGGGCUAAGGGUCCUCAUUUGGAGUUUUUGAAUAGCCAACUCCCACUGUAUUCCACAUCUCUCUCUGAAGGCUCCACAAAGGCUUCAGAACAGCUUGAUUCGGUCAUCAAUGGCUACUUUCAGUGUUUUCCCUGGAGACUGAAGGUAACGGAGGAUCCCGACACACCAUAUAAUCCUCUCAUACAUCUGCCAAUUGAUCCGGUCUGUGAAAUUGAGAUCGAGCAAAAACGGCGCAAAGUCAUUGCCAUGCGAAAGAAAUUCAAGAGACACGCAAAACCUGAGAAUGAUGAGUGGGCCUGGUACUUAGUGCAGCUCUCUGGUUUAUCGAAAACCAAGCCAAAAGCUCUUCAACCCCACCAAUGCUGGUCCAAAGACCACUUUGACGACAUCGUCAAGAAGGACUUCCAUAAGCAGUGGAAGAAAGCUGGUCUCCCGUCGAAGAAUCUUGCAAUGUUUCGUGACUUGAUCACACGAAAACACUUCCUCAAAACAAGUCAGAAAACGCAAGACUUGUAUAAGCGUCUCACAAAGGAUGCAGCUGUAGAGGCUUGGACAGAGAAACUGCGUGCGCCCUCACAUUCAUCUCCAGCUGAACGUCAAGUCGCUAUCGAUAGAUUGGCAAAUUUUGCUGGCCCUUUGCUUUCAGAAAUGUCCCAGAUCAUGGGCAUGCAUUGUUCUCUCUUUGUUGGCGGUCCUGAGCCACGUGCACAAGGCAAGAUCAGAAUCAUAAUAACACUUUUCGGCAAUGUACCAAGUCAUUCACCCGUUACCUCACAACGUGCUACUCUUUCGGCAAUACAACAAGCUGAGGAGCAGAUUCAAGCCAGUCGGCUACCAGAGGAUGUCACUGCCGAAUUUACCAUAGACCAGGACGAUUCUGAUGAUGAUUUAGCAGCCGAGGGCUCAAAAUUGAAGCCAAUGCCGAAAUCCUGGAAGAAGUCUUCCUUCGAUUCGGACUCGGAGUCAGAUUCUGAUAGCAGCGAGGAAUCCACGUACUCUGCCGAUGACGUGGCUGGUAUCAAUGAUGAAGACAACGACAAGCAUGACCAACACAACCCAGCCGACACAGACAACAACAUUGACAGCAAUGGUGAUGUUGAUCUGCUGGUACCUCCAUCACACUCAGAUACCAACCCAGAUCCUGAGCCAUCGCACGAGGCUGCUGACACAGAAGGUAUUGAGUCUCCAUCUACUGGAGACUGUCAGGUGAAUAAUGCAAACAUGGAAACCAGCAAUGACAUUGAGCCCCAGCCUUCCAAUAAGCCUGCCUUGGUACAUUUUCUUCAUCAGGGUGACCUUUGGCUAGCUGAACUCCCUCCGGACUGCCCCAAAUGGUUUUUGGAUUCUCAUGUAUACCUUCAUGCACCUUCUCUUCCGGCUCAAUAUACCUCGCUAUUGUCAGCCUUUGUUUGUCUGGAACAAUCCUCCUCUUUCAUGAGCAGCAGGGGACCAGCGCAUUCACUUGGCAAAAAGCACCGACCCGAAGCUGUAGGCUGGUGGAUUGCACGUGCAAGGUCAGGCAUACCACCCCUGCCUGAUCUUAGUAAGUAUUCCACCGACUUCUGGGCAUGGUGGAUCGCCCUGCAGCCUACAUGGAGGGUCAUAACUGCACCCCUUGACUCACCAACUUUACUUCCUAGCCGAGAGAUAGCAGGAUCCUGGCACGAACUUGACAAGCUGGGACAGAAUGGCUUCCUCAGUGUGAUCGGUGCUCUCAAUUGGUGGGGCAAGGCUUGUCAAGACCAAUGCAUCGAUAAUGUAUCGUGGCUUGCUGCCAUUGCUGAUGUUCAAUGGGUAAUGGAACGAUUGAUUGAAACUCGCACAUCAUCGACCUCGGCUACACAGAACUCAUUAUUUGCUAAUGCCAUCUUAGGAAUCGGACUAGCACAUUAUUCACUGUCCAAAUGGUAUCAUUUUCUCAAUGAAAGUUUUCUCGGAUACUUCGAAGCAAGAACAAUGAAAGCUCGCUCACCAAACAAAGCAGCCUCCACCAAUUCAGCACAUGUGGCCAAGCAUAACACAUCCUCGAGGGCAUUUUCUAUGAUCACAAUGUCACCUGACCUGGGACGCAAGUCUUCGGGUUCACAUGGUAAAGUUUUCAUGAAUUUAUGGACAACAUUCUCGAUGUAUCGAUGCGGUCAGCAACAUGAAUAUUUGAGAAUAAAUAUACAGAUGAAACAUGGCACAAAGACUAUGUUGCCUUACUAUGUUCUGCUGGCAGUGGUCCUAUGGAUCCUUGCAACUAUCAGUGUUACAGACUGUGUAGUAAUAGGAAUCCGAGACUCCGAGUCAAUGUACACUGGUUCCAAUGUUCAAUGUUCAAUGUUCAACUCUCAUUCGCACUAUCAUCAGUUCUUCUAUGUUGAUGGAAUUUAUUACACCGAUGAGUUGAGCACAGCACUCUUCAAGCACUGGCACAAAGAUUGA
This is a messenger RNA of Suillus plorans, 2568 nucleotides long. RefSeq lists its product as uncharacterized. The transcript is spliced from 18 exons. Lineage: Eukaryota; Fungi; Basidiomycota; Agaricomycetes; Boletales; Suillaceae. The record is from RefSeq and is a predicted model, not a curated record. The coding region runs from base 1 to 2568 and encodes 855 amino acids.